Messenger RNA from Manis javanica (Malayan pangolin), 3372 nucleotides. It is a transcript of the gene PDK1, whose product is annotated as pyruvate dehydrogenase kinase 1. Gene Ontology annotation, biological process: regulation of glucose metabolic process; protein phosphorylation. The record is from RefSeq and is a predicted model, not a curated record. Gene Ontology annotation, cellular component: mitochondrion. Lineage: Eukaryota; Metazoa; Chordata; Mammalia; Pholidota; Manidae. Gene Ontology annotation, molecular function: pyruvate dehydrogenase (acetyl-transferring) kinase activity.
CGCCCCCCGAGGCCGCCACGUCCCUCACGUAGGGCCCCGCAGAGGCGCAGAGCGGCGACCUGGCGCCGGGGCUCCGGCUUCUCCGGCGGGGCUCGGCAUGAGGCUGGCGCGGCUGCUGCGCGGAGCCGCCUCGGCCGGCCCGGGCCCCCGGGGGCGCGCCAGCAGCAGCCUCACCUCGGAUUCCGGCUCCGGCCCGGCGCCGGAGCUCGGCGUUCCGGGCCAGGUGGACUUCUACGCGCGCUUCUCGCCGUCGCCGCUCUCCAUGAAGCAGUUCCUGGACUUCGCCUAAUUUAUGGCUUCCACUUACUGCCGUUCCCACCGUGUUUGGUUUCAGGAUCUGUGAAUGCUUGUGAAAAGACCUCAUUUAUGUUCCUUCGGCAAGAGUUGCCUGUUAGAUUGGCAAAUAUAAUGAAAGAAAUAAGUCUUCUUCCAGAUAAUCUUCUCAGGACUCCUUCAGUUCAAUUGGUACAAAGCUGGUAUAUCCAGAGCCUUCAGGAGCUUCUUGAUUUUAAGGACAGAAGUGCUGAAGAUGCUAAAACUAUUUAUGAGUUUACAGAUGCUGUGAUCCGGAUCAGGAACCGACACAACGAUGUUAUUCCCACAAUGGCCCAGGGUGUGACAGAAUACAAGGAGAGCUUCGGGGUGGAUCCUGUCACCAGCCAGAAUGUUCAAUACUUCUUGGAUCGUUUCUACAUGAGCCGCAUUUCAAUUAGAAUGUUACUCAAUCAACACUCUUUAUUGUUUGGUGGGAAAGGCAAAGGAAGCCCAUCUCAUAGAAAACACAUAGGAAGCAUAAAUCCAAACUGCGACGUAGUUGAAGUCAUUAAAGAUGGCUAUGAAAAUGCUAGGCGCCUGUGUGAUUUGUAUUAUAUUAACUCUCCUGAACUAGAACUUGAAGAACUAAAUGCAAAAUCACCAGGACAACCAAUACAAGUGGUUUAUGUACCAUCCCAUCUCUAUCACAUGGUGUUUGAACUUUUCAAGAAUGCAAUGAGAGCAACAAUGGAACAUCAUGCAGACAAAGGUGUUUACCCGCCAAUUCAAGUCCAUAUCACACUGGGUAAUGAGGAUUUGACUGUGAAGAUGAGUGACCGAGGAGGUGGUGUUCCUUUGAGGAAAAUUGACAGGCUCUUCAACUACAUGUACUCAACUGCACCCCGGCCUCGUGUUGAGACGUCCCGAGCAGUGCCCCUGGCUGGUUUUGGUUAUGGAUUGCCCAUAUCACGUCUUUAUGCACAAUACUUCCAAGGAGACCUAAAGCUAUAUUCCUUAGAGGGUUAUGGGACAGAUGCAGUUAUCUACAUUAAGGCUCUGUCAACAGAAUCAAUAGAAAGACUCCCAGUGUAUAAUAAAGCUGCCUGGAAGCAUUACAACACCAACCAUGAGGCCGAUGACUGGUGUGUCCCCAGCAGAGAGCCGAAAGACAUGACAACAUUCCGGAGUGCCUAGAUAUACUCGGAACACCUGGAAAAUCCCAGCAUUGCUUUUGUAUUAGAUUUGGAAGGGAUGGUGUUCAGAAGUGUAUUAUACCAAAUACUUAAUGUGUCAUCUUCACAAUUAACUAUUUAGGUAGAGUAAAGGAACAGUGAAUUCCAUUUAUGCCUGUUAAACUUUGUAGAGGAUGAAACUCUACCUAUUUUACACUUGUAUUUUCACAAUUAAUUGGACAUGUUUUUAAACAACUUGUUUUGGUCAACCUUCCUCUUCAUGGUGGCCUUAAGAAGUGCAGAAGGCUUUGUGUUUCUACGGGAAGCUGUGUAGCUUUCAAAAAUACUUUUAUGUCUGCUAGAGACAUUUUCUUACUAAUAGUGAUUAGCUAGUUAGCCAUCUUUUUGUUUUUUUGGAGGAUGCUACCAUCAUUUAUUUAGUAAUGACAGGCAUAAUAAUGUGGUCUUCAGAUUUGCCAGUGACUAAUUACAAGUAAGGCAGAAAACAAUUGCCCUGUAAGUGUAGAACCAGCCACCUUUCAGCAUCUACAUGCAUUGUUUUCACUCUGAAGUGAAUUUAUCAUUUUAAACUUUAACUCCAAAGGAUUAUAAUGACUAGUUCCCUGUUGAGCUAAGCCAGAAUCAUGGGCAAUCUACUUUAAAUGUGCUUGUGAUCAUGCAAGGGGAAAUUUUUAUAAUAAAAACGAACUAGCAGCUCCUCAUUUCUAGAGAAGAAAUUGAGGGCAAAGCAGUAGUGAGUCCCAAAAACUGAGCUAUUGAUUGUUGAGAUUAUAUGAUGGAGCUUUUGAGAAGCAGAGUUUUUUUGGGUCCUACUCCAGACAUACGAAAUCAGACUAGGACUGGAGCCCAGGAAUCUCAGUUUUUAGAAUGCUUCCUAGGUAAGUCUGAAUGCUUACCUCGUUAGGAAACCACUCUUUUAAAGUGAGAAAUGGUGAUACUACAUUUGCUAAAGUAAUAGAUCUUUAGGUUUUGGUUUUUACCUAUUGAAAGUUCAGACUUCUGGACUCCAGAAGAGAAAAAGUGAAUUUCAGGCCUGAUGCUAUUAGCAUAAUUAGAAGGAGGAGACAGAUUAACCUUCGGAACCAUAAAUGCACCAGUAUUGACAAAGAACAUUUUUAAAAUAGCUAGAUCUUUGUUAUUAGAAAAAAGUUAAUUGGGGCUAGCACAACAAUCCUUUGCAUUCAUAUGGUGAUUUGUACUUUACAAAUAUUUUGGUAUAGUAUGAUGCCUCCCUUGAACUUUAAAAUGGAGUAUGCAGCAGGUGGUAUCAUCCUGUUUUUGAGACUCAGAAUGUGGCCCAGAGAUGCACAGAAUUGGAUCUGGAGCCCAAGCUGUAACUGCUGGUCACUGUCACCUGCCAUGUCUGGGAGACCAUUAAGUUGGGAGACUGUGUUGUUAGGCAUACCUCAUCUUUUAAGGUGACAGAGAAAUACACUGAAAAUAAAUUUUAAAGUACGAUUUUAAAAGUUUAAAGAACAGAUUUACUACUUAAAUAGGGAAACUAUUUAUCUGGAAAAUACAUUGAAUUGAAACACCUCAUUCUCAAAAGGAUUUCAUAAGCCUAAUAAUUCUAUGUAAAUGUAUUCAUUGGAAGAGAUGUUAAAGGGUAGUUAGUCCAGGCUCUUUAUUUGAGAGAUAAUCCCAAGACUCAGGAUAUGUGGUUUGCCCAGGACGACUUAGCUAAUCCAACCAAAUGCUUGAAAAAGAGAUCUUUUACUUAAUCUGUCAUUCCUUAAUUAUGGAUUUUGUGAAAAACAAUAGGACAUGCUAGUGGAUGAUUUAUAUUGAUUCAAUGUAUAACAAGUUUUUAGCUUUAAAUUAUACUUGUGAAAUGAUGAAAUAGUUUAGAAUUUUUUGAAUCAAAGUAUUCACUUUCUUAAAUGAGACAUUUGUAUAGCUGACAUAAAUUUGAUGUUUUUACUUA